Messenger RNA from Hyalella azteca, 7547 nucleotides. RefSeq names its product ubiquitin carboxyl-terminal hydrolase 7 (gene Usp7). NCBI's taxonomy places the organism in Eukaryota, Metazoa, Arthropoda, Malacostraca, Amphipoda, Hyalellidae. Gene Ontology annotation, molecular function: cysteine-type deubiquitinase activity; cysteine-type endopeptidase activity; protein binding. The record is from RefSeq and is a predicted model, not a curated record. The transcript is spliced from 24 exons. Gene Ontology annotation, biological process: regulation of protein stability; protein deubiquitination. Gene Ontology annotation, cellular component: cytosol; nucleus. Bases 499 to 4023 code for a protein of 1174 amino acids.
GCAGCUAAAGAAUUCUGUGUAAACGCCGGGCUGAAGACGACUUACACUAUCGAUUUCGUGUCAAUCAACAACGAGAAUGUAUAUUCUUUAUUGAUGGUAUAUAUUUAUGGUGCAAAAAUAUUUAUAUUUUGUUGCCCCUGACGUCAGGGGUAGGAGCAAUUAGCCGACAUUGGGCGCGUGGCGAGUAAACAGAAGGUGCCCAUAACAGCUGAAGAAGAUUAUAAAGGGCUUCUGCUUUCUAGCAAAAAUAGCAGGGCUUGGCACAUAGGCAAGAAUAAGAAGAAAGGUUCAGCAACCCUCAGUCACUGUAAUAAGGUUUCUUCUGGCUCAGACCUUGCAUGCACCAUCAACGAGAAUCAAGAUCAUCAGGGUAGCGACAGCACUGGAGACCAGCAUUCAAUCCCUGACAUCUCUUGUGUUGACGGCAGUGCUGCUAAAGCUUCUUCGCCUCAGCGGCCCUCUAAAAAGCACAGUGUCAUCCUGCCACCGGCGGAAAAAAUGAACCAUUUGAACCAGACAGGCCCACCCACUCCUGACAAACAGCUUGAAAUGAUGGACACGCAAGAAGACACUGGAGGAGAUGACGAUGGUGGAGGGCUGGAUGGAGAUGGAGUGAGGAGGCGAGUGUCAGGACGACGUGAUGACGUCAUCAACGGCAGGACAGAGGGUUCCGUGGACAACCAGGCAGCUCUGCCCCCAGCCAGCAACCCGGCCUUGCAGCAGCAGCCACCUGCAAACAUUGUUCCUGCUGCUGCGUCUUCAACCAACCAUGUUGACCAGGAAAUGGAAGAUGAUGACGCUCGUUCUGAAGCCACCUUCAAGUUUUCUGUACCGCAGUUUAGUAAAUUGAAGGAAACGGUUCUGUCACCUCCGUGUUACGUGCGCAACUUACCCUGGAAGAUAAUGGUAAUGCAGCGGAUGCAGCAACAGCAAAUUCAAGGCCAAAACAGUACUGAAAGACAAUGUAAUCGGUCCUUGGGCUUUUUUCUGCAGUGUAAUGGAGAAUCUGAAUCUGCGUCUUGGUCCUGUAAUGCCAUAGCAGAGUUGCGGCUUCUCUCUGUUAAAGAGGGUGUGGAAAAUUUCAGCAGAAAGAUUCAUCACUUAUUCUACAGCAAAGAGAAUGACUGGGGCUUUUCUCACUUCAUGGCAUGGAAUGAGGUCUUGGACCCUGAAAGAGGCUACAUUAAAGAUGAUACCAUAACCCUUGAGGUGUGUGUGUCAGCUGAUGCACCGCACGGCGUGUCUUGGGACAGCAAGAAACACACGGGCUACGUGGGCCUCAAGAACCAGGGGGCGACGUGCUAUAUGAACUCUCUGCUGCAGGUGCUCUACUUCACCAACCAGCUGCGCAUGGCCGUAUAUAAGAUGCCGACUGAGAGUGACGACUCAACCAAGAGCGUAGCGCUGGCUCUUCAGCGCGUAUUCCAUGAGCUGCAGACAAGUGACAAGCCCGUGGGCACCAAGAAACUUACAAAAUCUUUUGGCUGGGAGACCCUCGACUCCUUCAUGCAGCAUGAUGCUCAGGAGUUCCUCAGGGUGCUCCUGGAUAAGUUAGAGACCAAAAUGAAAGGCACCUGCGUCGAGGGUGUCAUCCCUCGCCUGUUUGAAGGCAAAACUCUUUCUUACUUCAAAUGCAAGCAUGUGGACUACACUUCUUCAAGAACAGAAACUUUCUAUGAUAUUCAACUCAACAUAAAAGGAAAGAAAAACAUCUACGAGAGUUUGAGGGACUACAUCAGCGUGGAGACGCUCGAGGGCGACAACAAAUACGAUGCUGGAGAACAUGGCCUCCAGGAGGCAGAGAAAGGUGUCAUCUUCCAGAGCUUUCCUCCUGUCCUGCACCUUCACCUGAUGCGUUUCCAAUACGAUCCUCUCACCGACUCCAAUGUCAAAAUAAAUGACAGGUAUGAAUUCCCUGAAAGGCUCAACUUAGACUCGUACGUCGGGAAGCGCGAGGAGGGCAUGGGAGGCACGUACGUCCUGCACGCCGUGCUGGUGCACUCCGGGGACAACCAUGGCGGCCACUACGUCGUCUUCAUCAACCCCAAGGGGGACGGCAGAUGGUGCAAAUUCGACGACGACGUCGUAAGUCGGUGCAGUAAACAAGAAGCCAUCGAUCACAACUUUGGUGGCCAUGAAGAUGACAUCAGCCUCACGGUGAAGCACUGCACUAACGCCUACAUGUUGGUCUACAUCAGAGAGAGUGGCGGCGCUCCAGAGGAUAGCAUGGUGAAUAUUAAAUCUGUACUGCACGAGGUCACGGAGAAAGACAUUCCCUUGGACCUUAUUGACCGCUUGGGGGAAGAAAAGAGAAUUGAAAUGAUACGUCGCAAAGAAAGGAAUGAAGCUCAUCUCUUCAUGACUGUUCAGGUGGUCUUGGAAGACGCUUUUUGCGGGCACCAAGGCUACGAUCUUUACGACCAAGACAAAGCUCAGUACCGCCUCUUCAAAGUCAAGAAAAGUUCCACUUUGAAAGAAUUCUUAGAACUCCUCGCUGAUACACUAAAAUAUCCUAUAGAACAAAUCCGACCUUGGCCUCUUAGUCUACGUACGAAUCAAACUAACCGCACGACCCACCUCGACGUCGAAGCUGGUCUUCACAAGGAGCUGGGACAGAUAAGUGACAAUGUAAAUCCAUGGAUCGUGUUUGUUGAGACGGUUUCCCCGGAGUCAGGACUGCGUUCGCUGCCUAACUUUGAUAAAGAGUCUGAUGUCCUUCUCUUCUUCAAAUACUACGACCCUCGACACAAGAAACUUCACUACAGUGGCCACCACUACAUGCACAUCUCACACUGUCUCGUGGACAUCGUGCCAAUGCUGAAUGAACGGGCUGGACUACCACCUAACACAGAGCUCGCGCUGUUCGAGGAGAUCAAACCCAACCUAGUGGACCGCCUCCCUGACCUCAACAGGCCCAUUGAGAAAGUUCUUGAAGAGCUCAUGGAUGGAGACAUAAUAGUGUACCAGAGGCUUGAUCUUCUAACUGAUGCCACUCUCGAACUGCCGUCGGCAAAAGAUUACCUCAAGGAUAUUUUCUACAGAGUUGAGGUGACCUUCUGCGACAAGCAAGUGCCGAGCGACCCAGGCUUUGUGAUGGAGCUCUCGCAGCGCAUGAACUAUGACCAAGUGGCACGGGCCGUGGCGCUCAGACUGGACACAGACCCUUACCUGCUACAGUUCUUCAAGGCUCAGAGCCACCGCGACGCCCCCGGCAACGCCGUGCGGUGCACGUAUGAAGGCACCCUGAAGGACAUGCUCACAUGCGUCAAGCCUCGCCAGCCCAAGAGAAUUUACUACCAGCAACUCAGCAUCAGAAUCAAUGAGCUCGAGAAUAAGCGGCAAAUGAAGUGUGUGUACAUCAACGAGCGAAGCAAGGAAGAGCAGGAGUUGGUGUUGUACCCCAACAAGAACGGGACCGUCGCUGAUCUCCUGGCAGAGGCGCGCAAGCAGAUACCUGCCCUCGUGGCUGGCGCCGAGGCCGGGGCUAAUAUGAACAACCCUGCAACUCCUCCACUACCUACUUCUGCUAAACUCAGAUUAGUGGAGAUUUCCUCGUGCAAGAUUACUCAAGUGCCGCCCGAGAACAUGAGCCUGGAGGCUCUGACGUCUGCGGGCACGCGUACGUACAGGGUGGAGGAGGUGCCGCCUGGUGAACUACCUCUGGCUGAGGACGAACUCCAAAUUCCUGUUGCUCACUUCUCCAAGGAGCCAUACAGUACCUUCGGUUCUCCCUUCCUAAUCAAGGUGAAGCAAGGGGAAACCGUCCCUUCAGUCAUGGAGCGCAUUCAGAAAAAGCUGGAAGUUCCUGACAAGGAGUUUGAGAAGUACCGACUCGCUAUUGUUAUUAUGGGCAGACACUCUUUCCUCUCUGAAGGCGAUCAUCUGAACUUAGUUGACUUUAGAGUUCUCAGCAAUCAAGCUCAAUUACCGAGCAAGCCCUGGCUAGGGCUGGAACAUGUCAACAAAGCUCCCAAGCGCUCCCGCUACAACUACCUCGAGAAGGCCAUCAAAAUUUACAACUGAAGAGACUACAUUUCGUUGCGACUAAUGCCACCGUCUCGUUGUUGGUUUCUGUUGUUGCUGUACGAGAUUCAGUUGCAAGUUUGCUAGCUAUAUUUCCCUAGGAAGUUUAUCACUGAGUAACUUAUUGCCUGUUAUAGAUAGUUCUCUGGAGCUAGAUGCUUUGAAGCGCUGGAGUGCUUUAAACUUUGGAAAAAUAUGAUUUUUGUUGUAACUGUUACAUCGCGGAUGCACAUAAGUUGAAUCAAUAUUCACUUUACUGAAACAUUUACUUCUGAUGAAUAUUGACACUUCUGUCUGCCGAAAAAAAUCUAUUUCGAUCACUUAAAUUGUAUAUUCAUUUAUUUGUAUUUUUCUUGAAUGAAUCUAACGAAUCAAGUUUCAGUGAUCAAGUGAGACAAUUUUUUUUUUCCAGGCGACGUCUUUCUUCAAGAAAAAGCUGUCGCUAGUCUGCGACUGUGACUGUGGUAUGGUUCCUAGUCUCGAUUGACGCAGCUUUGUUUUACAUUUAUUCGGUUGGCAUUCCUUUCGUUCUUGAUGACUCGUUGCUUCAUUUUUUGGACAAGCCUUCACGUUUUUGCAAACACUCAAUAGCUUCUUCCGUGUAUCAUUGAUGUAUUUUUUCCGUCAAACGCCGAGCGGAAAUAUAAAAUAUUAAGUAGGUGGGAUAUAGCAUGAGCGCUAGAUCAAGAACUUAUGCAAUGUUCAGAACUCUCCAGCAUCAUCAAUCAUAUUCUACUACUACACAGCGAUGGUGACAUGAGAGCAUGACAUCAAUAAAUAAUGCCAUGAAUAAAACGACCAUUGAUGUUGGCGCCAGUUCUUGGCUUCUUUUCCUCUUGAGUAUAUUGAGUACUUAUAGAAUGAAAUGUAAUGAGUAUCAGUUGACAGAGAUACCAAUCGCGACAGAAAAUGUAAUAAUUACCAUUUUAUUUAGUUUGCUGUACAGAAAAGCUAGUUUGCGACUAAUCAAGAGGUUUAUUUAUUGCAAUGACAUGAAGUAUGAAUUUAGGAAGCUACCGAGAAUAUCUCAAUGUAACUUAUGUACCAUAUUUAAACGGGCUCAUACUCCCGCCUCUGUGUGUGUGAAUCUGUAACAUAGCAUAGUGCGCUAGCAUGUACAGUUUGUAAUGGAAUUUCAUCAGUUACUUUCAAUACAUCUAUCCUAAAAUAAUUCGAAUAGCGCCAUUCCAUCUUUUCAAUCAAAACUAAAUCAAUAACUUCGGAUUUGCAAGUGAUUUUAAUGGGCUCGAUAGUUGCUUAUUGAUGUUUCAUAGAGAAGUUGAUUGAAAAAUUGAGUAUUGCUCCUGAUUUAUUUAACGAAGGCGAUAAGUUAUCAGGACGACAUUGUUUGUGUGUUUUUAACGGUAACUCGUUCUCUAAUUUCUAUAUUUCUUACUUCUCGCCCCUGAAUCCAAAAAGUAAAGAUUCUUAUUACUUCAAAUGGAUUCCAAACACGUCUGUUUUAGUUCAGCAUAUAGUUAAAUAAUAUUAAUCCUAGUUAAUCUUGUUAAGGAGAAUGGAUUUUUGCCCGGGCAAAGUCAAAUGUGGAGAGAUUCUCUCAUUAGAACAUGUAUUUGCUUAACGGACUAGUGCUGCCCUUCCAAAGUUUAGUUAGAAGUUAGUUGAGCGGCUGCACCUUCUGGCUGUUUUCAAUGCAGAUCGUGUUGUUAAAACGCAGAGCUGACUUUUGCUAUCCCUGUUGCAUAAUAUUAUUUUCUUGCAAGGUAACGGUGACUUGCAAACGUUUAAUGACAAUUCAGGUAACCAACUCUAACGUAAUGCGGACCAGCAAUACUUAAGUUAAAGUCUUUAAAAUCAUGACAUUGGUCUGAAAUGCACGCCUUUUUAGACUAGCGCGCGUUGCAUGAAGCCACAAACUUCGUAUGUAUACCGAUUCAGGAUAAAAAAAAUCUGUUUCCUAUUCUACUAUAAUAAUGUUUAUUACUUCUCCUUAUAUCCGUUCAUUAUAGUUUCGGCUGAAAGUUGAACGCAUUGCUAAGCAUGACAAUAGUCGCGUUUUUUAAUCGAACAGCAAGUUCGUUGCACUAACAUGGAAACUUAUUAAAUCCGAGUAUAACGCUUGAAUUUUUCUUGUUUCAUUUUCAGUUAAUCAUAAAUAACUUGUGCCUAGAUUCUUAUUAUCACGUCUGAUUUGUACUUUCCUAUCAGGUCCUUGAUUCAUUUGUUCUAGCCAUGAUCGCCAUCGAUAAUCUCCGAUUCGUUAAUUAGUUGCAGCAUUCUUUUCCACGGGAGCUUUUCUUUUUUGUACAUCGUUUGCUGAAAGUUGGUUUUUUGUUGCGAUGGCUUUGAUAAGCAGCGAUUGCGAGAAACGUCACUUCGCGUCUUCUCGAAUGCACGGUGACAAUUUUUCUAUUACACUGUUCAUGGAUAUAGACUUGUGGCUUGAUUUUUUUUUCAAAUUUAAGACUUCUCAUCUUCUUCCUUUGUCUUAUAGCUUAAGUGGUCGGUCAGUCGAUUUGCUCGUCUCUAACUUUGAAGGUACACUUGAGGCGCAAGAUUUUGCGUCGGUUGUAAUUAGAAGCGAUCACGAAUGGCUUAUGCCUGUUAAUUUUGUAUUUUGCUAUUUAGGAUUUCGACCUUUCUUCUUCAGAUCUGCCACUCGUUGUUUUGUAUAUCAAGUGGACUUAUAAAAUGUUUUUCUGCACUUAUUUAUUCAUUGCUUACCUCGUGUCUCUAUUUCUCGAAAGCAAAUUUGUUUUUUAUCUUGCAUGAUAGUUUGAAUCAAAAUACCCUAGAUAUUUGCUAUCAGAGAACUUAACCGAUGAGCGAGCAGAGCUAUUAGUCGUGUUAUUUACCAGCCAAAACUGCAUUACAAGUAUUUUACACAUGCGUUGUUGCUACAUCGAUGCGUCCGGCGUCUUCUGGACACUUGCGAAUCAUUUUACUCCUUUAUCGUUAGGAGGCCUGGUUAUAGCUGGCAGAAAUGUUUGGAUUUUAGGUACAAUUGUGUGAUGUGCAGUGAUUUUUAUCACAGGACAUUUAUUGUAAGGCACAUUAAAAACCGUCUACCGUCAAAAUUGACUGAUUUUUGUUGUGAUUAAGCAUUCGGUUUUUUGUUUUUACCAUAAUGCCCAUUUUUCCUGUAUUAUUUUGGUUGAAGUACGUGUUCCAAAAUUUUUUUUCUUUACUUGAUAUUCGAGAGAUGAUUGAUAGGCUCUGUGACUUCACAUAUGACGGCUUGAGGCAUAUAUUGAGUGUAAUAGCAAACCAAUCCAAGUUGCUAUUCGUUGCACUGCUUUCCUAAAUCUCGUGUUGUGUCUUCGGUGUGAUAUUUAAAUGCCUUAAGUAUCCUAUCAAUUGUACAUAGCGCUGCCAAGCUGAGCGGAUUGCCCGUCCGACAUUACUCAUCAUCCGAAUGCAUCGCGGCUUAAUAAGUCAAUUAUUGAUACUUAGGGCGGCUGUCAACUAUAAUCUCUUCUAGCACGCUGUAAGCGUACAGCUUUUCGUGCUGUAUACUGGCUGCUCUGCGCCAUCGUUUAAGAAGAAAUAAACUUUACAACUCU